AUGGCGCGGCCGGAUUAUGACGUGGCCAUCAUCGGCGCGGGGCCCGCAGGCCUGUCCGUUGCCCACGCGCUGUCCUCCGCCUCCGGCGGCGCCUGCCGCGUCGCCGUCUUCGAGCGCGUGCCCCGCUUCACGCCGCGCGGCGCGGGUUUCACGCUGCUCGCGAAUGGCCUGGAGGCUCUGCGGGGUAUAUGCCCCCAGGUGUACAAGCGCGUCACUGCGGAGGGCCACCGCGUGCUGCGCGGCCGCAUGUGCAAGAUCGACGGCACCGUGCUGUCUGAGAUGAACGAGGACAGCCACCCCUCGCGCGAGAUGGAGCGCGAAUGGGGCCACCCCUGGGUGUCGUGGGCGUGGUCUGACCUGCAGCAGCUGCUCGCGGACGAGCUGCCAGGCAACGUGUCGCUGCACUUGGGGGAGAAGUUAGAGGGGCUGCGGCAGGCCGGCGGCGACGACGCGCGGGAGGAACAGGGCGGCGGCAGCGGCAACGCUGGCGGCAGCGGCAGCGUUGUGGAGUUGAAGUUUCAAGGCCACGAUAAACCUGUCACUGCGUCAGUGGUGGUCGGGGCCGACGGCUACUGGUCAAAGGUGAGGCAGGCGGCGGUGGGAGACGGACCGCCGUCGGACGUGGGCACCGCGAUGUGGCGGGCGCGGCUGGACCGGGAGUUUGUGGCCGGCUUCGACAUCCCCCACGGCUCAACGGUGUCCUGCCUGGGCGGCGGCAUGGCGUUCCUGCUGUUCCCCCUCAGCAACGACCAGACGGCCUGGGUGGCGUCGACGCCCGCGCAGCGCCUGCAUGAGCUGGGCGUCCAGUGGCCGCCGCAGCGCGAGCAGCGCCCGGGGCAGCAGCAGCUGAUGUCUAUGUUGGGGGGCGGCGGGGACGAGUUUUCGGAGCAGGCCAGGCGGCAGGGCGAGGCCGCCAAGACGCGCGUCCUUGCAGCGUUUGAGCCGCUGGCGGCGCCGAUGCGCGAGCUGAUCGCGGCGACGGACCCCUCAGUCAUUGUGGAGCACGGCCUGUUCAUACGGCCAGCGGAAGACAUGACGGAGCAGGCGUUCGGCAAGGGCCGCGUCGCCAUCGUCGGGGAUGCCGCUCACGCGGUCCGCCCCACGGGGCAGGGCCUCAACAUGGCCUUCGAGGACGCAUACCACCUGGCACGCCACCUGGCGCUGGCGUCCGCUGCCGCGCGGGCGGCGCCCGGCGGCGGCGAGCCCGGCGGCUGGCUGGCGGGCGCGGACGUGGGGGGGGCGCUCGCGGCGUGGCGCGGCGCGCGGCUGCCGCGGGUGGCUCGCAUCAUGGCGCACGCGCAGGCGCAGGGCGCGGCGGCGUACAAGCGGGACGCGACGCCGGUGAGCGCGCCGUUGAGGAUGGGGCCGGAUGAGGUGAAGGCGUGGAACCAGUUUGUCUAUGGCAUCAAGGUGGAACCCCUGAGCGCCCUGGCUGGGCCACCUGCUGCAGUGCAGGAGGGCGCGGCGCAUCCCGCGUGA
Molecule: messenger RNA, 1479 nt
Organism: Monoraphidium neglectum
Lineage: Eukaryota; Viridiplantae; Chlorophyta; Chlorophyceae; Sphaeropleales; Selenastraceae
Exons: 8
Coding region: 1-1479 (492 amino acids)
Molecular function (GO): FAD binding; monooxygenase activity
Source: RefSeq, a predicted model, not a curated record